Fonsecaea monophora is the source of this 3729-nucleotide messenger RNA. Its product is annotated as urea carboxylase. Gene Ontology annotation, molecular function: ATP binding; metal ion binding. The record is from RefSeq and is a predicted model, not a curated record. Bases 1 to 3729 code for a protein of 1242 amino acids. NCBI's taxonomy places the organism in Eukaryota, Fungi, Ascomycota, Eurotiomycetes, Chaetothyriales, Herpotrichiellaceae. The transcript is spliced from 4 exons.
AUGGAGAAAUUAAAGACAUUGCUGGUUGCGAAUCGAGGAGAGAUAGCAGUGCGGAUAUGCAAGACAGCCCGCAAGCUUGGGCUCAAGACUAUUUCCAUUUACACGGGAGCAGACGCCGCCUCGGCACACGUAGGGGCUGCGGAUGAAGCUGUUUUGCUCACCGGACCAGAUGCCAAAGGCUACAUCGAUACACAGCAAAUUAUCGAUAUCGCAAAAUCCAAGGGAGCCGACGCGGUCAUUCCUGGGUAUGGAUUUCUGUCUGAGAACACCGACUUCGCCAGGCAUGUCACCGAGGCGGGGAUGGUGUUUGUCGGUCCAAGUCCAAAGUGUAUAGAGGACUUUGGCAUCAAACACACAGCUCGUGAACUUGCUUCAAAAGCCGACGUCCCUAUCGUCCCAGGAACUAAAGGUCUUGUCAAGUCAGAGGAUGAAGCAGUUGAGGAGGCAAAGAAAUUGGGUUUCCCGAUCAUACUCAAAGCUACCGCCGGCGGAGGCGGUAUGGGCUUGUUGACAUGCAAGGACGAAACAGAAGUUCGUCAGUCAUUCAAAACAGUUCAAUCGCGUGGUGAGACUCUCUUUAAGAACUCGGGCGUCUUCAUGGAGAGGUUCUACCCUUCUUCACAUCAUAUCGAAGUCCAGGUCUUCGGCAAUGGGCUCGGUGAAGCGAUACAUUUUGGAGAGCGCGAAUGCUCGAUUCAACGGCGACACCAGAAGGUGAUUGAAGAGUGCCCCAGCCCGUUCGUCGAGAAACACCCCGAACUCCGCGAAAAGCUAGGGUCAGCGGCUGUCCGUCUAGCGGCCUCGAUCAACUAUGGUUCCGCCGGGACCAUCGAGUUUCUUGUGGACGACGAGUCCGGCGCUUUCUUCUUUCUCGAGAUGAAUACACGUUUGCAGGUAGAACACGGCAUUACGGAGAUGUGCUAUGGAAUCGAUCUGGUGGAAUUGAUGUUGAAGCAAGCCGACGCAGAGCUGUCUGGUAAGGGCGGACUUGAUGGUGAAUACCUGAGCAGUCUUCAGCCCAAGGGUCCUUCAGGAGCAGCCAUUGAGGUACGGGUGUACGCAGAAAAUCCGGCAAAGGACUUUGCUCCAUCACCAGGCACACUACAGCACGUGUCUUGGAAAGAAGUUCCGGGUUCUCGAAUCGACGGUUGGAUCCAUACAGGGACUAAGGUCACUUCAUUUUACGAUCCCUUACUGGCAAAAGUCAUGGUCCAUGCAUCAAACCGUCCCAAAGCCCUUAAACUGAUGUGUGAAAUGCUGGAAGGCUCCAAGAUAUUUGGGCCACCCACAAACAUCGAGUUCCUGGAGGCCAUCUUAAAAGACAGCACGUUCAAAUCCGGCAAUACGAUGACAAAAUUCCUCGAGACGUUCAAAUUUCAACCUGCGGCAAUAGAUGUCUUGCAAGGGGGCGCGUACACCUUGAUCGAAGACUGGCCGGGCCGCCCUACCAUCGGAAGAGGGUUUUCACACUCCGGUCCCAUGGAUCCUCUGGCGUUCCGAAUAGCCAACGCGCUCGUCGGCAAUCCUCCUGGCAAGGAAGGCAUUGAGAUCACCUUGAGUGGACCGGACCUGAAAUUCCUCGGGCCAGCCAUUAUCGCCAUCUGCGGUGCUCCGAUGGAGGUCAAGCUCGACGGCAAGGAUGCACCCAUGUGGACGCGGCUGAAGAUCCAAGCUGGCCAGCGACUCACGAUCGGCAAGACAACAGGAGGCGGAUGUCGAUCGUACUUGGCAAUAUACGGAGGUCUUCCGAGCAUUGCAACGUGGUUCGGCUCAAAAGCAACGGCGCCGAUGACUGCUGUCGGUGGCUAUCAGGGGAGGGCGCUCGCGGCUGGUGAUUUCUUGGUGAUUACGACCGAUUUACCAGAUGUCGGUGGCGAGCUUUCACUGCCACAGAAUCUGAGACCGUCGUACCCAGAGGAAUGGGAUCUUUUGGCCAUGCCUGGGCCCUAUGAUGAGGGCUUCGUCACCAACGAAUCCAUUGAAGAGUUCUACGACAGCACCUGGACGAUUUCACACAAUGCCGCUCGAGGGGGCAUUCGGCUGAUUGGUCCGAAACCGAAAUGGGCACGUCCUGACGGAGGGGAGGGUGGUGCACAUCCUUCAAAUGUCAUCGAAUACGGAUACCCCAUCGGCACUGUGAACUGGACCGGCGAUGACCCGUGCCUGUUCCCCAUCGACGCGCCCGACUUCGGAGGGUUUGUGUCGGCGACAACAAUCGUGAAGGCCGAGUACUGGAGACUCGGGCAGAUGAAGGCUGGCAACAAGCUGCGAUUCAAGAGAGUGUCGUACCAGGACGCCAUUGCCAAGCGCAAGGAAGUCGAAGAUUUCCUAGGCUCUAUCCACGACUGUUGCCAGGGGAAAGGCAGCUUUGACAAUGUUUCACCGCUCAAGUACGAGGGACUUCCACCCUCCUUCGAGAAGAAAGGAUGGGAGCCAGCGAUUAUCCACAAGAUCGAGGAACACGGCAACCAACCGCUCGUGUCGUAUCGACAGGGCGGCGACGACUUCAUCCUGAUCGACUACGGCCACGGCUCCUUCGACCUCAACUACCGCUGCCGCGCGGUCGCACUGUAUCGAAAGCUGCGGGAGAACACGGGCGAGAUCUCGUUCUCCAACGGCGAUAUGCAUACGGGAAUGGCGUGCGGUAAUUCCCUCAUGCUCUACUACGACUCAACAAAGGUGCCCCGCCAGAAGAUGCUGGAUUAUCUCCUCCAGCUCGAAAAGGAACUCGGCGAUCUCAGCGAAGCCAAGUUUCCAAGUCGCAAGUACAAACUCCCCAUCACGUUCCAGAGUAAGAGACAGAAGGAAAGCCUACAGAGGUACAUGGAGACGCAGAGACCGUAUGCCUCGUACCUACCGGAUCCGAUGGAGUUUGUGGCCAAGAACAACGCAUUCACGCUUCAACAACUUCGAGAUAUAUACACAAAAUCAUCGUUGAUGGUGGUUGCGGUCGGGUUCUUUGUGGCGCUGCCCAUAGCUCUGCCGAUCGAUCCGCGUCAACGCAUCCAGUGUCCCAAGAUGAACCCGUCCCGGGUACACACCCCAGAAGGACAAGUCGGCUGGGGUGGGUCAUGCAUGGCACUAUACAACGUCGAGUCGCCCGGCGGGUACAUGAACACGGGCCUCUCGAUCCCGGGCGCCGACAUUCUCGGGUUCAAGAGAGGCUACAGCGCGGAGAAGCCGUGGCUGUUUGAGGACUUUGACCAGAUCACCUUCUACGAGGUGACCGAGGACGAGUACGAAGGGCUCAUGGCAACGUUCCGCAGCGGCCGCUACGAGUACGAGUACGAGGAUACCGAGUUCGACAUGAAGGAACACAACGAGCUCCUGAGGGAGACCAAGGACGAGGUCGCCCAGAUCCGGGCCCGGCAGCGCCAGGCACAGGCCGAAAUGGACAAGUUGGAGAAGGAACUCCUCGAAAAAUGGAGCAAGGAGAAGGAAGCCGGCAAAAUCAGCAUGGACACCGUCGAGGAGCUGCUGCAUGACCCGGAAAUCAUCCCCGUCGAAGCUCCCCUGAACGCCAACGUGUGGAAAGUCGAGGUCAAGGAAGGCGACACGGUCAAGCUCGAGCAGGUCGUCUCGAUCCUCGAGGCCAUGAAGCUCGAAAUCCCCGUCAAGGCCGAGCAGAAUAUGGAGGGCGCCACGGUCGAGAAGUUGCUCGUCAAGCCGAACGACGUGGUCCAGGCUGGGAAACCAUUGAUGCUUCUUCGGAGAGGGACCAAGAACUGA